Molecule: messenger RNA, 2798 nt
Organism: Scaptodrosophila lebanonensis
Lineage: Eukaryota; Metazoa; Arthropoda; Insecta; Diptera; Drosophilidae
Gene: Pms2
Product: mismatch repair endonuclease PMS2
Exons: 8
Coding region: 110-2746 (878 amino acids)
Biological process (GO): mismatch repair
Cellular component (GO): MutLalpha complex
Molecular function (GO): mismatched DNA binding; ATP binding; ATP hydrolysis activity
Source: RefSeq, a predicted model, not a curated record
UUAUUCAUAGUACUCGUAGCGGGGCAACACUUUUUUAAAAUUGGUGCUGGGGCAACACUGCACCUACUAAAGCGAAUUUCGCGGGUAUGCGAAAGAAUUUUGUUUCAAAAUGACAGAGAUUGAGGAUGAGGUAAACGUGCCAGUGCCCACAACAGCUCCAUCAAGCCAAAUCAAGGCCAUCGCAAAGGACACAGUGCACAAAAUAUGCUCUGGUCAAGUUGUUCUUAGCCUAGCAGUGGCCGUUAAGGAGCUGGUAGAGAAUGCCAUCGAUGCGGGCGCCACCUUAGUCGAGGUAAAACUGCGGGAUCAGGGACUAGAGGGCUUCGAGGUUAGCGACAAUGGCAGCGGCGUAGCCGAGAGCAAUCUGGAGGGCAUGACCGCAAAAUACCAUACUUCUAAAAUACGGGAGUUCGAUGACUUGCUUGGCGUGGAGACGUUUGGAUUUCGUGGUGAGGCUUUAUCUUCGCUUUGUGCCUUAUCCGAUAUGGCCAUACAAACGCGCCACAGCUCAGCCGACGUAGCCAUAAGAGUGGAGCUCGACCAUGAGGGCAUGAUUAAGAAACGUGCGCCAUGCGCCCGCGGUGUUGGAACUACAGUGACUCUGUCAAACCUUUUCGCGACGCUGCCGGUACGACGACGGGAUUUUAGUCGCAACAUCAAGAAAGAAUUCACCAAAAUGUGCCACAUUCUUCAGGCAUACUGCAUGGUCUCCAAGGGUGUGCGCAUUAUUUGUAGCAAUCAAUCAACUAAAGGCGUCAAAACUGUGGUGCUGCAGACGCACGGGUCUCAAGAUGUGUUGGCCAACAUAUCCGCGGUAUUUGGUACGCGUCAAGUGGCGGACAUUGUGCCACUUAAAUCGCCUUUGGAAGGUGGCCAACUUAGUGAGGAGUCCUUGCGCGCUGAGCUGCAAUCUGACAAUGCGGCUGACAGCACGCAGUUUAGCUCUGAAGAUGUAGAACGUCUCAAUCAAGAUGACUUCCAGCUUGAAGGGUAUAUAUCCAGUUGCCGACAUGGUGCUGGUAGAUCUUCCAAAGAUCGUCAGUUCUAUUACGUCAACUCAAGGCCCUGUGACUUAAAGAAUGUAUCCAAAGUUCUGAAUGAUGUCUACCAUCGGUUUAAUGGUCAGCAGCAGCCAUUUGUGUAUCUGAACAUUUUAACAGCUCGCAAGGAUGUCGACGUGAACCUAACGCCGGAUAAACGUCAGUUGCUUCUAAAUAAUGAGAAAAUCCUGCUGCUGGCACUGAAGAAGGCUCUACUCAACACAUUUGGCAACACUCCGUCUACAUUCACAUUACAAAACUCAACGAUUGUUAGCAUGUUGGACAUCAAGCCUAAGGACGCUUCAUUAGCUGUUGCUCCAACAAAAACUGAGAUGGAAAACGGUGCAAAUUCUUUAAGUGAGGAUAGCGACGUACCCGUGUCCUCAUCCCAGCGUUUCAUGGAUGUUCUCACCCAAUGGCGUCGUACGGGUGACACUAAAGGAGUCGCGCCGCCAGUGUCUGUAAAGCGACGCUGCAACGACGAACUCGCUGCACGUACCUUAAAGAUUCAAAAAAUUCAGGCAUUUCUAUCGCAAGAAGAGCCAUCAAAAGAGCUUAGCUACCAAUCUGACGGCUCAUCAGAUAUGGACACAGCAUCCGCGCCAGCAAAAAAAGAACAGAGUCCAAAUAAAAGCAUACCAAAUGUUGUGGAGCUCAAAACGGGUUCGUUGGCCUAUGACGAAUUGACACAGAAGGCCACACCAAUUAAGGUGGAAGCUACUCGCAUUGAUUGCAAGGUCAGCACGCCAGCUAAACCACUCCUUAGUUUUAUAGAAAAGAAACCCAAAGAAGAAGCGGAACAGACUACCUUGGGCUUGCGCCAGGAGUCGGUAUUGCCUACCACUCAGGACGAUUCUAGCGAAGGCGAAAUAGAAUUGGCAACGCGCAUUGAAUUCGACGAUCCUCAGGCAGAUGAUCAACACUCCACCUAUACAUGUGGCGAACUUCGAACCACAAUAGAAGAAAUCGCACUCAAGUUAAAGGCCGAGGAGCGUCAGAUAGGCGAACAAAAGCAACGAGCCAAGCUGGAGCGCUUAAGAUUUAAAAGCGAUAUAAAUCCUAACCAAAAUCAGAAAGCUGAGGCUGAAUUGCAAAAGGAAAUUGGCAAAGAAGACUUCAAUCGGAUGGACAUUAUAGGACAGUUUAAUUUAGGGUUCAUCAUAGUUAAGCUAGACGAUGACUUGUUUAUUGUAGACCAACAUGCCACAGAUGAGAAAUAUAAUUUUGAGACACUUCAACAGACUACAGAACUUCAAUACCAGCGUCUAACAGUGCCUCAAACACUCGAGCUGACGACUGUGAACGAAAUGGUGCUUCUCGAUCAUCUAUCAGUGUUCGAAAAGAAUGGAUUCAAAUUUGAGAUUAAUCCAGAUGCACCAAGCACCAAGAAAGUUCGAUUAUUGGGUAAGCCUUACAGCAAAAAUUGGGAGUUCGGCAAGGAGGACAUCGAUGAGUUAAUUUUUAUGUUACAAGACGCACCAGAAGGCACCGUCUGUCGACCUUCCCGGGUACGCGCCAUGUUCGCAUCGCGAGCCUGUCGUAAAUCUGUAAUGAUAGGCAAGCCAUUGAACAAAGCAACAAUGCGAACACUUAUUAACCAUAUGGGAGAAAUCGAACAGCCAUGGAACUGCCCGCACGGAAGACCCACCAUGCGUCAUCUAAUCAAUAUCACGAUGCUUAUGGAUGCGGACGAGGAUGCCGACUGAAAAAGCUCGUGCAAUAAAGAGAAGCUACAAUAAAACGAGCGCUGCAGAUUUA